GAUUCAGUCAACGUUCGUUCCUCCACAUAACUCAAAGCCGACAUCUUCUAUCACGAUCCCAAAUCCGCUCCUCCUCGCCUCCGCAGAACUAAUCGAUUCGAUAGCAGUGAUAGAAUGCUCCGCCGCCACAGCUUUUGCCUGUUGCCCCCGACGCUCCUCUUCCUCCUCCUCACUUCACCCGCCCGCUUCGCCAACUCCGCCACGUGCCCAUACGACUUGGACUCCGCCUCCCACCUGAUUUCCCCCGCCUGCUACGCCAACGCCUCCGCCGCUUCCGCCGCCACCAACUGCUGCUGGUACGUCUACACCGCCUACACCUUCGCCGCCGUCCUCCACGCCAACCGUAGCGGCACCGCCUUCCUCCCCCCCGCCGUCGCCUCCGCCUGCUCGGCUUCCUUCGCGGCCGUCCUCGUCAGCCGCGGCCUCGUCAACGCCUCUCUCCUCUCCUCCACCUCUUGCGACCUCGGCUCGUCCCUUCUCGCUGCCGCCGGCCGCCCGUGCCAGUUCCCCACCGUCCGGGGCAUCCGCUCCGCCGCCGACUUCACGCUUGCUUCCCGCCUCUGCGCCUCCCCUACCGCUGGGGAUCUCUCCCCCGACGUGGGCACCGCAUGCCCCGCGUGCCAGAACGCCGUCAUCUCCGCCACCUUCGCGCUGCUCAACGCCACCCACUCCAAGGAGUUCGUCCCCUGCGGCGUGGCCGCCACCAUCGCGGUCUGGACCCCGUUCCAGCCGUCCCCGCCCCGGUUCGCCUCCUACGCCCGUUGUAUGCUCCAAGUCCUCGAAAAUGUCGGUGGCCUUGGCACCGACAACCUCAUCCCUUCGCCCCCGCCUCCCUCCUCCGUCCAAGCUCCCGUCUCCACGUCCUCCUCAUCCUCCGCCUCCAGAUCCAUCAAAAUCGCCGUCGGCUCCGCUUCGGCCGGCCUCGUCUCCAUCGCGGCGAUCGUCUUUCUCGCCUUCAAGAUCCGCCGGUCCACCGCGGUCACCAGCAACAUGAAGGACGAGAAGGAGCCGCCGCCGUCUUCGACCGCCGCGUCCCCGCUCCCCACGGAUGGUCUAUACAUCUUCACAAAGGCAGAGCUAAGGGCGGCCACGAACGGGUUCGACGACCGCCUCCUCCUCGGCGAGGGAGGCGCCGGUAAGGUCUAUCUGGGGAGGCUCCCCAGCGAGCAGCCCGUGGCCAUCAAGCGCAUUCACCAGGAACAGAAGGUGGCCGAGUUCUAUGCCGAGGUGGCCAUCCUCGCCAAGCUCCGCCACCGCAACCUCGCGACCCUCGUCGGCUACUGCUUCGGCGAUCGGGAGCACGCUCUGGUGUACGAGUACAUGGCCGGCGGCAAUCUCGCGCGCGCCCUCUCCUCCGGUGAGCUGACGUGGUGGCGGCGCGUCCGAGUGGCUGUCGACGUGGCGGAGGGGCUCGCGUACCUGCACGGGCUCCCCGACGGGGCGGUGAUCCACCGGGACGUGAAGCCCACCAACGUGCUGCUCACCGACGCGGGGCUGGGCAAAUUGUCCGACUUCGGUGUGUCGCGUGUGGUGCCGCCGGGUGGCAACCACGUGUCGACGGAGUUGAUGGGCACCCUGGGGUACGUGGACCCGGAGAGCUUCCCGGCGGGGCACGUGUCGGAGGCCACGGACGUGUACAGCUUCGGGGUGGUGCUGCUGGAGCUCGUCACCGGGAUGCGGGCGGUGGUUCCCACCCCGACGGGCGGGGCGGAGUCCAUCAUCCACGCGGCGCGCGCGUCCGCUGGGUGGUCGUCCGACGGCGCGGGGCCGUCGGUGGUGGACCCCAGGCUAGGGGAGGGCUGGGACCGGGCCACGGUGGGGGCGGUGUUCGAGCUGGCGUGCCGGUGCGUGCGCCCGCGCAGGGAGGAGCGGCCCACGAUGCGAGAGGCGGCGGCGGAGCUGGCAGCCGCGCUCGCCGACCUGGAGGCGCGGACGGGGGGCGCCGAGGAAGCGGCCACCUCCCCGCCGCAGCCGCCACCCAACGAGUCCCCCGCGCCGCCCUCGGCGUCGACGGGGUCCCCGCCGUCGUCGGUUCACGCAUGGUCGAUUUGAAUCGGACGAGGGUCCCGCGUUUUGUUGUGGCUCCCACACGUUUGGUUGCCUCGGCUUCCACCAGCAACGCAAAGGCUGUUGCAGUCGAUCCAAUAAAAAGCUGUAACCUGUUCGACAUUUGUUUCUUGCCACACGCGGUUUUGACUGGAGAGGCAAUGUGGUGCCCACCGCUCUCCCCGAGACGCGUGUCAAGUGUAGCGUGCAGGAGACGUUGGUGUUAUGCAUAGCAACCGAGUGACGAUCGACGAUA
Molecule: messenger RNA, 2302 nt
Organism: Musa acuminata subsp. malaccensis (wild Malaysian banana)
Lineage: Eukaryota; Viridiplantae; Streptophyta; Magnoliopsida; Zingiberales; Musaceae
Product: probable LRR receptor-like serine/threonine-protein kinase At4g29180
Biological process (GO): protein phosphorylation
Molecular function (GO): protein kinase activity; ATP binding
Source: RefSeq, a predicted model, not a curated record